ACGAGUGGCCGAGAUUAAAGAGAAGAAGACAAGACAUUUUUGGUCAAUCCAAAUUUUGGGGAAACUUGUAAAUGGCGUCUCAAAUCUAAGUCAAUACGACGGAAUGCGCCCCGCCAAUAAAAAACCCGCCAUUGGUUAUAGUGAAGAGAAUCUAUAUGACGACGACGACGACGCCAACGACAUCUGCGAAAUUGCUGCCACCUCUGAUGCAGAGGUGGCGACGCCCAUCCUCGACGCGGCCAAGAACGGGAUAGUCGAGAUGGUGGAGGGGAUUUUGGCGCGGGUUCCGGUGGCGAUCCACGACAAGAAUGUUGAAGGUAAGAAUGUGGUUUUGAUUGCAGUGCAGUAUCGGCAGCCACACGUGUACAAGUUCUUGGUUGAUUGGGACAAAAUGAGAGAUACGAUCCUUUUGGAAACUGAUAAGAAGGGCAAUAGCGCAUUGCACCUUGCUGCUAUGGCUGGUGAGUAUAAGCCAUGGCUCGUUCCUGCUCAUGCAAUGGGAGCUCAAGUGGUAUCAGUUUGUGAAGAAGUCGAUGCCAGAUCGCCCCGCUCGGAACGGGUCGAAAACCCCGAGGGAAAUAUUCUACCAGACCCACGACGGCCUCGCCAAGGAGGCCGGCAAGUGGCUCACCAGCACCUCCCAGUCCUGCUCCGUGGUGGCGAGCCUCAUCGCCACGGUGGCCUUCUCCACCUCCGCCACAGUCCCGGGCGGAGGUGGCACCCCAAACUGGGAAAACGAGAUGGCCUUCAGCAUCUUCUCCAUCUCCUCCCUCCUCGCCCUCUGCUUCUCGGUGACCUCCUUGAUCAUGUUCCUCGCCAUCCUGACUUCUAAAUUCCAGCAGAAAGACUUCGGCACGAACCUGCCGAGGAAACUGCUGGUCGGGCUGACGUCGCUCUUCGCCUCCAUAGGUUCGAUGCUGCUGUCUUUCUGCGCCUGCAAUUUCUUGAUCCUCAAGAAUAAAGUGCAUUACCCUGCUUUCCCGUUUUAUCUCGUGGCCUGCUUGCCGGUGAUAUUGUUCGCCGUUAAUCACUUCCCGUGGUACUUUGAUCUCCUUUGGAUUACAGCUAGGUCUGUACCCCAGCGAAGUCCAAAGUGAUAGUAUAUACUACCUAUGAACUAUUCCAUACUUUCUUUUCUAUAUACUCCUAGUUUGUAAUAAAUGUCAUCGACUGACUUGUGAUCUUAUAUUUGUUGGAAUUGAUGUA
Messenger RNA from Salvia hispanica, 1206 nucleotides. Lineage: Eukaryota; Viridiplantae; Streptophyta; Magnoliopsida; Lamiales; Lamiaceae. The record is from RefSeq and is a predicted model, not a curated record.